AUGCCUGAUACUGUUAAGCAGCUGCCUGCUAAUGUUUCAUGGCCGCAGAAUCCCGUCUUUGAGCAGCUGCAUCUUGCUGCAGCCCAACGGCAGCAGAUCCUCGACAUCCUGCAGCUCUUCCAGCCGGUAGCUUUCGAAAGGGACUCGGUUUUAUGGACAGCGACACCGGAAGAUAUCUUCUCGUUUAGUAGCUUCUUUAAUAUGUUGACUCAGUCUCGCGUUCCUUUUGGCCCGAUUCACUUUUCAAAUUCUGUUUUCAAGCUAAUUUGGAAGGGAGACAUCCCGAAUAAGGUGAAAGUUUUCGUGUGGCGUUGUUAUAUCAAUAGGGUUCCUACUAUUGAUCUUCUUAUUUCUAGGGAAGUUUCUAUUCCUAUUGGCGAACGCAAGUGUGUUUUCUGUACGGUUUGUGUCGAGUCUCUGAAUCAUACUUUGUUGGAGUGUAGUGUAGCUAGCCUCAUUUGGAGGGAGAUAGGUGAAUGGAUAAGCUAUAAGAUGUUAGAACAAGAUUUGUUCUGA
This is a messenger RNA of Vicia villosa (hairy vetch), 516 nucleotides long. RefSeq lists its product as uncharacterized. The record is from RefSeq and is a predicted model, not a curated record. The coding region runs from base 1 to 516 and encodes 171 amino acids. The transcript has a single exon. Lineage: Eukaryota; Viridiplantae; Streptophyta; Magnoliopsida; Fabales; Fabaceae.